Dovyalis caffra is the source of this 1428-nucleotide messenger RNA. The record is from the annotation of a GenBank genome assembly. NCBI's taxonomy places the organism in Eukaryota, Viridiplantae, Streptophyta, Magnoliopsida, Malpighiales, Salicaceae.
AUGGCAGUGGCAGGUUUCUACAGGAGAGUGCUUCCUUCUCCUCCUGCAAUUGAGUUCGCUUCUCCACAAGGCAAGCAACUGUUCACUGAAGCACUUGAAGGAGGGACUAUGAAUUCAUUUUUCAAAUUAAUAUCUUACUAUCAAACUCAAUCAGAGCCUGCCUUCUGCGGACUUGCCAGCCUUGCCGUGGUCUUAAAUGCCCUAGCAAUAGAUCCUGGAAGAACAUGGAAAGGCCCAUGGAGAUGGUUUGAUGAUUCAAUGCUUGAUUGUUGCGAACCCUUGGUUAAGAUCAAAGAAAAAGGCAUUACUUUUGGGAAAGUUGCUUGCUUGGCUCAUUGCAAUGGAGCUAAAGUUGAAGCUUUUAGGACAAAUGAAAUCACAGUUGAUGGUUUCAGGAGAUUUGUGGUUUCUUGUAAUUCUUCAGAGGAUUGUUAUAUCGUUUCAUCGUAUCACAGAAGGGCUUUUAAACAGACUGGAAGUGGUCAUUUCUCUCCAAUUGGAGGCUACCAUGCUGGAAAGGAUAUGGUUCUUAUCUUGGAUGUUGCUAGAUUCAAAUACCCACCUCACUGGGUUCCUCUUGAACUUCUUUGGGAGGCUAUGAGUACUAUUGAUGAAGCAACAGGACAUCAUAGGGGGUUCAUGAUAAUUUCAAGGCUUGACAAAGCACCAUCUAUUCUUUAUACUUUGAGCUGUAGGUAUGAGGGUUGGAGCAGUGUUGCCAAUUACUUGAGCACAGAAGUUCCCCGCCUUUUGAAAUCAGAGGAUGUAAAAGAUGUAGACAAAGUACUCUCUGUUGUAUUCAAAUCACCACCUGCUGACCUCAGAGAGUUCAUCAAAUGGGUUGCAGAAGUUCGGAGACAGGAUGAUGGGGGCAUAAUCUUAAGUGAAGAAGAGAAAGGAAGGCUUUCCAUCAAGGAAGAGGUGUUGAAGCAAGUACAAGGGACUGAACUAUUUAACUAUGUGACCAGAUGGUUGGUUCUCGAAAUCUCAACAUGUCAAGAUGCAAUUUCAGGUCAUACAGGUGCACUGCCUGAAAUUGCUGCAAAUGUCUGCAGCCAAGGAGCAAAACUUUUGGCCGGGAAAUUUAGUUCAUUGGAUUGUAUGGGUUUCAAGAAAGAAGAUGUGAAAUUUCUAAAAAAUGAUGGUGAAAAGUCUGUAACAGUAGUGUCAGGAACUGUGUUCACUGAUGGCACUGAACAAGGUGUUGACAUGCUGGUUCCUUUAUCUCAGACAAAGGCCAGUAGUUUGUGUGAUCUAUGUCAGAAUGGUUGCUGUGGAUUCCAUCCAUCUGCCGGAGAUGUUUUAACAGUUCUCAUAUUUGCCCUACCUCAAAAUACGUGGUCCAGUGUUAAAGAUGAGAAACUGCAUGCACAAAUCAUUCGUCUUGUGUCAAUCGACAAUCUCCCCCUUUGCUUCAAGAGGAGGUAA